GCCGCCCCCCUGGGCGACCGCGCUGCCCCUGCUGUCCCUGCCGACGACGCGGGACUGCCCGGCCCGGAUAUGGCUCGUGGACAACAGAAGAUUCAGUCUCAACAGAAAAAUGCCAAAAAGCAAGCUGGACAGAAGAAGAAACAAGGACAUGACCAAAAGGCUGCUGCCAAAGCUGCCUUAAUCUAUACCUGCACUGUCUGCAGGACACAAAUGCCAGACCCUAAGACCUUCAAGCAGCACUUUGAAAGUAAGCACCCCAAGACUCCACUUCCUCCAGAAUUGGCUGAUGUUCAAGCAUAAAGUUGUUUACAGGUGAAUUCAUGACACCUUUGACUCUUCUACUGUCUCAGACCUUAGGUAACAAACCUGCAGCUGCUUUUCUAACAAACUGUUGAUCAGCAAAAAUAAAGGGGCUACAGAAACACUCAUUUUUAUGCUGUUCCCUUUUGGGCUUCAUGCAAAAGACAAUUCUGUGUAAAUGUACAGUUGACUCUGAUUUGGAAAUCUGAAAAUCAGUCCAUCCUUGUUAUAAAAAUUUUUUUACAAUUGUAAUUAUAUUGAUGUUCAUAUUGUAUAAAAUAACUCAUUUAAUAAAGUAGUACUUUGAUUUUACAACAUUACAGGAUAAA
Molecule: messenger RNA, 629 nt
Organism: Suncus etruscus (white-toothed pygmy shrew)
Lineage: Eukaryota; Metazoa; Chordata; Mammalia; Eulipotyphla; Soricidae
Gene: ZNF706
Product: zinc finger protein 706
Exons: 4
Coding region: 70-300 (76 amino acids)
Source: RefSeq, a predicted model, not a curated record